This is a messenger RNA of Lathyrus oleraceus (garden pea), 756 nucleotides long. RefSeq names its product secreted RxLR effector protein 161-like. Lineage: Eukaryota; Viridiplantae; Streptophyta; Magnoliopsida; Fabales; Fabaceae. The transcript has a single exon. The record is from RefSeq and is a predicted model, not a curated record. The coding region runs from base 1 to 756 and encodes 251 amino acids.
AUGUGGAGUUGUAAUGCUGUCAAGAAUCCAAUAGUUCCUGGUACUGUUUUGUCAAGGGAAGGCAGCAGCAAAGAUGUUGAUGCAAUGUUGUACAAACAACUAGUAGGGUGCUUAAUGUAUCUAACGGUAACGCGUCCGGAUUUGAUGUUUGUGGUAUGCUUAAUCUCUCGUUAUAUGGCUGAACCUAAAGAAGAACACAUGAUGAUUGCUAAAAGGGUACUAAGGUACUUGAAAGGAACACUGGAGCUGGGAAUUUUUUACAAGAGAAGCACGGAUGCGAAUCUGUUGGGAUACACAGACAGCGACUAUGCACGAGAUGUGGACGAUAGAAAAAGUACUUCGGGCUAUGUCUUUCUACUAAGUGGUGCAACAAUUUAUUGGAGUUCAAGAAAACAAGGGAUUGUGACUCUCUCAUCUACAGAGGCUGAGUAUGUAGCUGCCACUACCUGUGCAUGUCAUUGCGUCUGGCUGAAAGGAAUUUUGAAAGAGUUAAGCGUCAAAGACUGUAAUUGCAUUCACAUAAUGUGUGAUAACAGUUCAGCAAUUAAACUAUCCAAGAAUCCCGUUAUGCAUCGAAGGACAAAACACAUUGAUGUUAGAUAUCAUUAUCUACGCAAUUUAUCAAGUGAAGGAACUGUGAAGUUAGCAUUUUGUGGAACUGAUGAUCAAGUGGCAGACAUAAUGACUAAACCUAUUAAGUUGGAUCAGUUUGUGAAACUUAGAGGUUUGCUUGGUGUUCGACGACCUGAGGAGUAA